Messenger RNA from Dreissena polymorpha, 2107 nucleotides. RefSeq names its product microtubule nucleation factor SSNA1-like. The coding region runs from base 708 to 1124 and encodes 138 amino acids. Lineage: Eukaryota; Metazoa; Mollusca; Bivalvia; Myida; Dreissenidae. The transcript has 3 exons. Gene Ontology annotation, cellular component: centrosome; ciliary basal body. The record is from RefSeq and is a predicted model, not a curated record.
AUAGAAAUCGCUGCGAGUAGGACUAUGACAAUAGAAUUAAUGAUUCGUUCUUAUUUAGUAUCAAAUUACCCAGGUCAUUGAGGGUCCUUCUGAAAUAAGUAGAUCUAACCGAUUGAGCAGUGAAGAAAAGAGAAACGUUGUUUGUACACGUUUAAUUGUUUUAGAUUAGGAUAUUUUAAUACAAAUACCUGAAUCGUGCAAGACUCAAAUACGGUAUGCGUGUUUGAGCAGAAAUCUUGUGUGAAUUGAGAGUUAAAGACAAUCGUAGAAAUGCUUUAAAGAAUAAGUGUUGACAAUCCUGCGAUGAUUUAAGAAGUAAACAAUUGGGUGCUCAUUAUUAACUAUUUUAUUAACGAAACAGUUGAUUAAGCGUUUGUGUUUGAUAAAACACGGAGAAGUGAUUUGGAUUGUAAAAUUUGGAUAUGGAUUAUUUUUGCGAAAAAAAGUAAAUGGCUGUUUAAUAGUGAACCCGUUUAUUAUAAAUGUAAAUACAUCUGUGGGCGUACGAGCAUCGGCGUUUCUUUCAUUCAUAUCGACCGCACGAAGAAGUGUUUUUUCGAUUCAAUGUUUUCUCUUAUUUCAAAGAUGUAAACACCACAAUAACAACACUCUUGUAACGGAACAAUUGCGCAAACAUCAUAUAACUAAAUACAUGUACUUAAACUGCCAACGUAUCAACGUUAUCACUGGGGAAACGCGGUAACACCAUGGAAGGAGAAACGCCUAGAGCUCCUGAUGUAGCUCUUCAAAAAUACAGCAUGGAACUCUUGAAAUGCCUGGACGAGAUGAAAUACAGACGGGACACCUUGCACAAGUCCAUCCUACGGGACAUGGCUGAGAAAGACAAGAUGCAGAAUGAUCUCAGAAAACUCACGGACAAACUCGUGCAAGUCAACGAGAAUUUAUGCGACAAGGUUAUCGCCAGAAACCAGUUGAACGAAGCUGUGAUCGAAACGGAAUCCGCGUUCUCCAAUAUGACAGAGGGAUCUGAAAAUCUUUUAAGAUUUAUUAAAAAGGUAACUGCAGGUAUUCAGCCAUUGAUAAAGCAGCCGGAAAGUGUAGAAAUUGAAUUGGACUCAAAGAGAAAACGCGCCUCAAGUAAAACUGACCCAACCAAACGAUAACACGAGAUCGUGUCUUAAACGUAAUUUCGGGUCAGUCUCACCUAGCCAAUAUCACACGGGAACCUAAACUUAUUUUCAUACCAAUAUUGAAGUAAACUUUUCUCAUAACUGUUUAAACGAACUGUCAGACAAAUAUUAUAAAGAUUUGUGUUUGUAGUCUUAUUCAUGUUAUUUUACUGAUUAAAGUAAGUUGGGACUACAUAAUGAAUCAAUUACAAAUAAUAAAAAUACUACUCUCUACACAUUUUGAUGCCAUGCUUGCUUAUUUGUUAUGUAUAUAUAUCUAAUGUUUUGUUGUGUUUUUACGAAGGAAUUCAUUUGAUGCUUAAAAUGUGCAAUCGUACAUUUUUAGCUAGAUAUUCAUAUUUAAUAAUUUUGUAUUGGCGGGUCUGUUCUGGAGAUUCUACAAACCGGAUUUCAAACAAUAAGUUGCUUGACAAUAAACUAUUAUAGAUGCAGUUAAAAUUACAGUAAAAUGCAACAAUCCACGCUACCGUAGUAAGCGUUAUAGAGUGUAAACUGUGUAUAAUAUUUGUUUCAACGUGUAUGGUUUCCUCUUAAACAUUAAAAUGUCUGACAAAACACAUAAAUUUACAUUCUGAAAUGAAAUUUCAUAAUGGCCUUAUGUACCGUCGUAAAGGGAUGUCAAUGAGUUAUUUUUGGCCAACAUUAAACAACUGUCUAACGAAAUCGAAUAUAAACGUUCCCAGGUAUCAAACUUACAAUUACUCUUUCUGAUAUACAUAAAGCAAGCAAUUGUAGUAUGACAUUUUGUAAUUGUGUAUGACCAGGGUAUAUUUAUGGUGAACCAGAACUAAACAAGUCUGAAAGUGUAUUUAUGAAACAUCAUUCGUAAUUAAAGUAAAUAUUGUCCCGGUAUUGAUUGCUGUUGCUAUGUGAUUUAUUGUAUUUCUUGUCACAUUUCUGUAGAUUAGUGUUUAUUGUAUUUUAUUUGAACUUUAAUAAACAUACCUUUCACGAAU